Penicillium cinerascens is the source of this 1710-nucleotide messenger RNA. Its product is annotated as ASST-domain-containing protein. Bases 1 to 1710 code for a protein of 569 amino acids. The transcript is spliced from 4 exons. NCBI's taxonomy places the organism in Eukaryota, Fungi, Ascomycota, Eurotiomycetes, Eurotiales, Aspergillaceae. The record is from RefSeq and is a predicted model, not a curated record.
AUGUCGGCCAAGAAUGCAUCUAACAGCGCGAACGACGCCAAUUUUGAUCGAACGUUCCACCGGUUUGUGACUCGCCCGGACAUUGAUGCUCCAGUAUGGACGAUCCGCCAUUAUCAGGACAAAUCAGUUCUUGCACCAGGAUACUGGUUUGUAGCGUUUUAUAACGGGCUAAAUCAGGCAUCUCCCGGCCCUGCCUGGAUUGGUCCGCACAUCUACGACACAAAUGGGGAGCUUAUAUGGGGGGGAGGAUCAGCAUUCAACCAUUGGAACAUUUUCGAUUUUGGAGUCCAAGAUGAAGGAAUGGAAAGGAAACUUACACUUCUUUCCGAGCAUGAGGAUACAGCUUUUAUUCUCGACAAACAUUACCAAGUGCAAAAACGGGUACCCUUGGUAACCAAGGGUGAAAAGAAGCCAAAUAUUCAUUCCUUCCAGGUAUCUAAUGACGGCAAGCGAGCCCUCAUAUUGAACAAACCUCCAUUGGAGAUAAUUCAGAAGGUAUCGGAGCAAAUAGGGCUUGACAUACCAUGCUUAGUGGAAUACGAAGGCUUCCGCGAACUUGAUUUAGAGACUUCAGACUCUCGUAUUAUUUUCGAAUGGAAUGGUCGAGACUGGAUUAGCCUCAACGAGAGUACAUAUAAGAGCUAUGACGGGAAGAUCGAGUCAAUGUGCGCUAGAGGAUGGGACAUACUUCAUCUCAAUUCGAUAGCCAAGUUUCCCGACGGCGAUUAUCUGCUCUCGGCAAGACAUACUGAUGCUCUUUACAAAAUUUCGCAUAAAGAUGGGCAUAUCGUAUGGCGGCUAGGUGGCGUGAGAUCCGAUUUUCAAAUGCUCGGCAAUUUUCAGAGUCUUCCAAACGGUAACAAAUUCAUUUGUUGGGCCUAUUCGAGCCGAAUUUCGGAGCACACUCCUGAUGGUCAGAUUGCCAUGCAAGCGGUCCUCUCAGUGGACGCGGAUUCUUAUCGCGGGUUCAAGUAUCCCUGGAUCGGGCUCCCAUCUCGUCCACCCGACCUCCAUACUGCAGCUGUAAGGGACAAAGGCAACACCUUGACAAUCAUACACGUCAGCUGGAAUGGUGCAUCAGAGGUCUACGAAUGGCACUUCAAAAUGCUCGAAGAUCAGGGCGGUGUACCCAUUGGGAUAGCCAGACGUAAAAGCUUUGAGACAAGCUUUAUUCAUCGUGAUUACGCAGCUUGUGUCUUUGCAGAGGCAUACAAUGAGGAAGGGCAUCUGCUUGGUCAAUCGGAGGUUUUCUUCACUGCGCCUCCAACAGCGGCAGGCCAAGACUUGGCGGAAGCGGAAAUAAUCGAUCAAUCAGAUGGGCGAGCAAAACAAAUCAAAUGUUUUGCUAAAAGUCCAGAGAGAGUGGUCUCCGAAGAGUCGUCCAAUUCUUUCCCAUCCAGCUCCACUGGAAUCUUGUUGGCGAAUGAAGCGCAACUAAAAAAUCUAGUGGUGAAUGCCUCAAUUGGAACGGAGAUCUACUCUAUGGACAACGUGCGUGCUACUACACUAGCAUCUUCACCCAGUUCAACCACCAAAAGCUUCAUCGCCAUACUCCUUUUGGCCUCAAUUGCUGCUACGGUUAAGCUCUGUCUUACCCUUUUUCGAAGGCGUAGAUCAAGGCCGUUGCGGGCUAUACCGGCAUCUCAGCGCAAAGAUCCGGAGGACGGCCGCCUGUUGAAAGAACAGGGCCUGGAACCAAAGAAGGAAUAA